Aspergillus affinis is the source of this 3234-nucleotide messenger RNA. Its product is annotated as putative phosphatidylserine decarboxylase Psd2. The transcript is spliced from 7 exons. Bases 1 to 3234 code for a protein of 1077 amino acids. Gene Ontology annotation, biological process: phospholipid biosynthetic process. The record is from RefSeq and is a predicted model, not a curated record. Gene Ontology annotation, molecular function: calcium ion binding; phosphatidylserine decarboxylase activity. Lineage: Eukaryota; Fungi; Ascomycota; Eurotiomycetes; Eurotiales; Aspergillaceae.
AUGGUGCGGCUACCGAUUCCUCAACGCCUGACCUCUCACCUGAGUACCCGGAGCAAUGCCUCGACCCCUGGUCAGAGCCGGAGCACAAGUCCGAUGAGGUUCCCGGAUUCUAAACCUCCCCUUAUCCUCAAGGUUACCGUGUUACGGGGGCGCAACCUCGCGGCCAAAGAUAGAAACGGUACUAGCGAUCCGUACCUAAUCGUUACCCUCGGAGAUGCGCGACAGCAGACCCCCACGAUAUCAAAGACCUUGAACCCAGAAUGGAACGUUUCCUUUGAAAUGCCCGUUGUCGGAGUGCCGCUGUUAGAAUGUAUUUGUUGGGAUCAUGACAGAUUUGGAAAGGACUACAUGGGCGAGUUCGACAUUCCCUUAGAAGAGAUCUUUUCUCCCGGGGAGGUACAACAGCAGCCGAGAUGGUAUACCCUGAAGUCCAAACGGGUUAAGAAGAAGGACAGCACCGUAUCUGGAGAGAUCUUUCUCCAAUUCUCGCUUGUCGACCCCUCGAACCCCUCCGCAUCCCCCGAUGAGAUCUACCAGAAAUUCAAAAGUGUGGUGUGUACCAGCGAGGACGACGAAGACUAUCCGCAGAAUCCUUCCAUCGUGUUGGGUGAUGCCGACAGAGAUGAAGAAACGUCGGAUGAGACCGACGACCCGGCGAAACCGGAGGUCGUGGAGAAACGGCGCAGAAGGUUGCGGCUGGCACGACUCAAGCGCAGGUCAUUGGCAGCUCGAGCGUACCAGUUUUCUGGCGCCGGAAACGGUGUCCAGGGAAUUGUGUUCAUGGAGAUUGUCAGAGUAACGGACCUCCCGCCAGAACGAAACGUGACCCGUACUUCCUUUGACAUGGACCCGUUCGUUGUGACCUCGUUGGGAAGAAAGACUCUCCGGACACCCGUUAUACGUCACAACCUAAACCCAGUAUACAACGAGAAGAUGGUGUUCCAAGUCAUGAAGCACGAACAAUCUUACACGAUCGGCUUUACUGUGAUGGACAGGGACAAGUUCUCCGGCAACGACUUUGUCGCUUCCGCUGGCUUUCCACUUCAAACGUUGAUCCAGUCGGCCCCUGAGGCCGAUCCGGAAACGGGUCUCUACAAAUUUUUGGACCCUACUCUUGAUCCAACAGGGUCUGACACCUCUGAACCCGAAAACACGGCUGGAAUCAAGAUUGAUAUUAGUCCGUCCCCGUCAACCAAUAGCUUGUCGAGGCUGUCAAAUAAACCGAGGUCUCGGAGUAGCACUGCGUCUAUGUCGGGUCAGUCAGUGCACUCGAGCCAGGAGCUAUCAACGUCGCUCCCUCCUACGUUGGCCGUCGAGGAGGGCUCGGGAAGUAAUAUUUCCUCUGCCCCAACCGCGACAAACAAUAGCGCAAUCGCGCCGCUCGAGUCAGAAGGACUCCAAUCGUAUCGCAUCCCACUGACGCUGAAACACAAAGAGCGAUGGGAGGACAAGCAUUCACCAGAAUUAAUUGUGAAGGCUAAAUACAUGCCUUAUCGCGCCCUACGUCAACAGUUCUGGCGGCUAAUGCUUCGGCAAUAUGACGCCGACGACAGUGGUCGCAUCGACAAAGUCGAGCUCACGACGAUGCUCGACACUCUGGGCUCAACGCUGAAGGAGUCCACCAUUGACAGCUUCUUCGAACGUUUCAGUGAGGAAAAUGAACUUUCCGACACAAUGGACCUAACCUUUGAUCAAGUGGUGAUCUGUCUGGAGGACACCCUCCAGGCUCUACAGUACUCUCGCUCAGGCAUUGACAUUAAGAAGCUCGUGUCAACCUCCUCUACGGGCAGCCAAGAAAGCGAGGAUCCGUCGAGUGGCGAUGAUGAUUUGGAAGCCACCUCUGCCCUAGCCGCUAACACUGAUCCACAGUCGACAUCCGUACCUACAUUGUCUAGUGAAGAUCAGCUCGCUUUGAAUGAAGAGGAUCUUCACCCAGAUGAUCUAGGUGAUGAACGCGGUGAGGAGCAUGUGGUUGAAAUCCGAGAAUGUCCGCUGUGCCACCAGCCGCGACUCUCGAAACGCUCCGACGCGGAUAUCAUUACCCACAUUGCCACUUGUGCGAGUCGAGACUGGCGACAAGUCGACAAUCUCGUGAUGGGCGGCUUUGUGACCUCAAGUCAAGCACAGCGCAAGUGGUACACCAAAGUCAUCACAAAGAUUUCCUAUGGAGGAUAUAAACUAGGAGCUAAUUCCGCAAACAUCCUUGUUCAAGAUCGGAUCACAGGACAGAUCAACGAGGAGCGGAUGAGUGUCUACGUUCGUCUUGGUAUUCGCCUGCUGUAUAAGGGGUUGAAGAGCCGAGAUAUGGAGAAGAAGCGAAUUCGUAAAAUCCUGAAAUCUCUCAGUAUCAAGCAAGGCAAAAAAUACGACGACCCGGAUUCUGCAAGCCAGAUCCGAGACUUCAUCAACUUUCAUCAACUUGAUCUGUCAGAGGUUCUGCUUCCCUUAGAUCAGUUCAAGACUUUCAACGAGUUCUUCUACCGCCAGCUCAAGCCAGAGGCUCGACCCUGCUCGGCUCCCAACGACCCCAGGGUCGUGGUCUCUCCGGCUGAUUGCCGAUCGGUCGUUUUUGACCGCAUGAGUGAUGCAGCUAGCAUCUGGGUCAAAGGGCGGGAAUUCUCUAUCGAGCGCCUCCUCGGAAAUGCCUAUCCCGAGGAUGCCCAUCGGUACAAGAACGGAGCAGUGGGUGUUUUCCGUCUUGCACCUCAGGACUACCAUCGCUUCCACAUUCCCGUUGAUGGUGUCAUGGGAGCACCAAAGACCAUUGAGGGUGAAUACUACACCGUCAACCCAAUGGCCAUCCGCUCUGCCCUGGAUGUGUAUGGCGAGAAUGUGCGUAUUUUGGUGCCAAUUGAUUCGGUCGCACAUGGCCGUGUGAUGGUGGUCUGCGUUGGGGCCAUGAUGGUUGGUAGCACCGUGAUAACCCGCCAGGCCGGGGAGAAGGUUUCUCGCGGUGAUGAACUUGGAUACUUCAAAUUUGGCGGAAGUACUCUCCUUGUCCUUUUCGAGGAAGGAGCAAUGAAGUUCGAUGCUGACCUCGUGGACAACUCGAAAGGACCUUUGGAAACUUUGAUCCGCGUGGGUAUGUCUGUGGGCCACAGCCCAGAUAUGCCCCAGUUCGAACCUGAUAUGCCCAAGAAGCGCGAGAACCUUACCCAUGAAGAGAUUCAAGCCGCUAAACGUAGAAUUGAAGGUAGCCUGGCUCCACUGGCCGAAGGCGACGGGUUUCCAUAA